Messenger RNA from Fusarium venenatum, 1752 nucleotides. Its product is annotated as glycoside hydrolase superfamily. Gene Ontology annotation, molecular function: alpha-amylase activity; glucan 1,4-alpha-maltotriohydrolase activity; oligo-1,6-glucosidase activity. Gene Ontology annotation, biological process: sucrose catabolic process; maltose catabolic process. The record is from RefSeq and is a predicted model, not a curated record. Lineage: Eukaryota; Fungi; Ascomycota; Sordariomycetes; Hypocreales; Nectriaceae.
AUGUCUCACAAAACACAGAAUACCCGCAGUCCUGUCACUCCAGCUUGGUGGAAGGAGGCAUCGGUAUACCAGAUCUACCCUUCUUCCUUCAAAGACACGAAUGGAGAUGGCAUCGGUGAUAUCCCUGGUGUGAUCGAGAAACUCGACUACUUCAAGCAACUUGGUGUUGAUAUUGUUUGGUUAUGUCCUGUCUAUCCAUCUCCCCAAAUCGAUAUGGGAUAUGAUGUCGCCGAUUACCGCGACAUUGAUCCUCAGUACGGAACUUUGGCUGACGUUGAACGAUUAAUCGAGGGUCUACACUCAAGAGGCCUGAAAUUGCUGAUGGAUCUUGUCGUCAACCAUACUUCUGACCAGCACAAGUGGUUUCAAGAGUCCAAGUCAUCCCGAGACAAUCCUUACAGGGACUGGUACAUUUGGAAAAAGCCUCGAUAUGACAAAGAUGGCCAGCGACACCCACCCAACAACUGGCUUUCUUACUUUCGAGGCAGUGCGUGGGAAUACGAUUCGGCUUCUGAUGAGUACUACCUUCACCUGUUCGCCAAAGAACAACCCGACCUCAACUGGGAAUAUGCUCCAGUGCGCGAAGCUGUACAUGAUAUCAUUCGUUUCUGGUUAUACAAGGGCGUUGACGGCUUUCGAAUGGAUGUCAUCAACUUUAUCAGCAAAUCGGAAGGCUUGCCUGAUGCUCGAAUAACGGUUCCAGGAGCUGAGUAUCAAUUUGGCCAUGAUCAUUACGCUUGCGGUCCGCGACUUCACGAGUAUCUUCGCGACAUUGGCUCGAUCCUCAAAGAGUAUGAUGCCUUCUCGGUCGGCGAGAUGCCUGCUGUUCAAGACCCCAAAGAAGUCAUCAAGAGUGUCGGUGAGAGCCGCGGCGAGUUGAACAUGAUCUUCAAUUUUGAGAUCGUUGAUAUGGAUCAUGGCGACCAAGGGAAAUUCUCCGCAAAGAAAUGGGAAAUGAAAGAACUCAAGACGAUCGUCAAUAAGUGGCAGAAUUUUAUGUACAAGAACAAGGGCUGGGACGCCCUGUAUCUUGAGAACCACGACCAAUCGCGCUCUAUCAGUCGGUGGGUAUCUGAUAAGCCCGUGUAUCGUGAGCUGUCGGCCAAAAUGCUGUCGACAUUCCUCUGCUUUCAAAGCGGAACUGUGUUUGUGUACCAAGGCGAAGAAUUGGGCAUGGCCAAUAUGCCGCCAGAGUGGGAAAUGACCGAGCAUCGAGAUGUCGAAACCUUGAACCAUUGGGAAGAGUUGAAGCAGACAACUGGUUCUGAUGCCAAGGUUCUAGAGCUUGCUCGAAAGGAGUACCAGCUCAAGGCGCGAGAUCACGCGAGAACACCUGUACAAUGGGACUCCUCGCCCAACGCUGGGUUUACAACUGGCACGCCUUGGAUUAGAGUCAAUGACGACUAUCAACAGUGGAAUGCGGCAGCCCAAGUCGGCACACCAGGUAGUGUAUUUGAGUACUGGCGAUCUGCGCUUUCGCUACGCCAAGAGCUCAAGAAUGCUGUCGUCUACGGUGACUUUGAGUUGCUUGACGCAGAGAACAGUGAUAUCUUUGCGUACACUCGAUCUAACGGAAAACAAAAGAUUGUCGUCGUUUGCAGUUUCCGAGAUCGAGGCAUCGCCUGGCCCAUACCUGCUUCCAGCGGCUUACAGUCGGGUCAGGUUUUGCUGUCCAACUAUCCGGAAGUUGAUUUGUCCCAGGACGUGAUCUCAAUCCGCCCUUUCGAGGCUUUUGUUUGCCUUGUUGGGUAA